ACCGUAGUAUCAAAGCAAAUCAGAUGACUUUCCCGAAUCGUGAUAGUAAAUGACUUUCAUCGUUUUACUCUUUAGAUAGCGUUUAAUUCAAUAGCCUCGUAUGAAAUAGUGCAUUAGCAUAUCAAAAGCAUAGGACGAACAUUUGGCCGAUAGAAUGACGCAAUCAACUGCAGCCAACGGGAAGGCGGCAGCCCCCGAGAAGGACGGUGGUAAAAGCAACCUUAAUCUUACCGCCGAUGAGCUUAAGGAGGAAGGUAACAAGUGCGUCAAGGCUGGCAAUUAUACCGAGGCCAUCCUUCACUACACCCAUGCUAUCAAGCUGAGUCCCUCGGAUGCUAUACUGUACAGCAACCGUUCGCUGGCAUUCUGUAAGAUGCAACAGUACUACUACGCCAACGUGGACGCCGACAAAGCGAUAGCUCUGAAUCCUUCGUGGGCUAAAGCAUAUUUCAGAAAGGCCGAAGUGAGCAUGGGUGUAGGACAGUACGACACGGCGUUACUGUCGUACGGAAAGGCUUUGCAACUGCAACCACAAGACAUGGGAAUUAUACAGGCAGCCCGAAAAGCUGCUGCUCUAAGCAAUGCGGACCGGCGGGACGAGAAACGGUCACCUUUGAUCGGGACCGGUAUCGGGUGCUUGGUUGGAUUGUGCAUCGUACUGGCCGACAUGCUGUUGACAGAAAAGCCAACUAUCAAAUAUACAUCCUUGAUGGCAUUCGUCGUACUUGUGAUCGGCGGGAUAGGUUUCGGUGUUGCAAAGCUUAUUCGAUACUACAAAAAAUUGCAACGAAAGGGUUUACUUGACCCACCAAUCGAUCUGCUGGAAGAUUUUCAAAAGCCCAAAGAAGAAGAAGAAGGAUUUCAACCCGGGGACCAACGGCCCCAGCGAAAUCGAUAUACAAAAGCUCAAGCAAGGCAACGACUGAAAAAAGCUAAAACGUAAUAUAUUCCUUUGCCGAGCAGCUACUGCACACCAACUCGAACACGAAGCGUCUGGUAAAUAUUUUUUCCCAUUUCGUGGGUGAAAUGGCGUGUUCCAGUUACCUAGUCGUGAAAAUUGAAGUGCAAUGAAACAUAGAACCAAAGUCGUGCUUGCAAUAUAGAAGCGACUGACGAAAAAUAUUCCAAUCUACUUUACGGUUUGAUUUACUCUGUCACAUCUUCAUUUGUAGUAGAUAGCACCAUCGUCAAUGCAUUUGCAUCAAAUAAAAUAUGAAAAUGUGCACUGUUUAAAACUAGUUACC
Anopheles coustani is the source of this 1244-nucleotide messenger RNA. RefSeq lists its product as uncharacterized. Bases 155 to 943 code for a protein of 262 amino acids. Gene Ontology annotation, molecular function: Hsp90 protein binding. The record is from RefSeq and is a predicted model, not a curated record. Lineage: Eukaryota; Metazoa; Arthropoda; Insecta; Diptera; Culicidae. The transcript is spliced from 4 exons.